CACUAGUCUCUUUUAUUCAUGUGGCACACACGACGAAUUGAAUUGGCUAAAUAAAGAAAAUUUGUGAAAUUCAUUCGAAAUCGUCGGAUAAUUUCAAUUCAAUCGUUCGUUUUUUAUUCAUAAAAUUUCAUCGCUUACGCUGUAUAGAUUUAGUAUAAGAUAGUGAAUUUAGUUUAAGCAGCAAAAUAUAAAAAAUGGUUUUAGCUGAUUUGGGUCGCAAAAUUACGAAUGCUUUGCAUUCACUUGGCAGAGCAACUGUUAUUAACGAAGAUGUGCUGAAUUCAAUGCUGAAAGAAAUCUGCGCUGCAUUGCUUGAAGCAGAUGUAAAUAUUCGAUUGGUGAAACAAUUGCGUGAAAAUGUGAAAUCGGUCAUUGAUUUUGAAGAUAUGGCUGGCGGUUUGAACAAACGGCGUAUGAUUCAAUCGGCUGUUUUCAAAGAACUGGUGAAACUUGUCGAUCCAGGCGUUAAACCGUAUCAACCAGUUAAAGGAAGACCAAAUAUCAUCAUGUUUGUCGGAUUGCAGGGUUCGGGUAAAACGACGACUUGUACAAAACUGGCGUAUCACUAUCAAAAGAAGAAUUGGAAAUCGUGUUUGGUGUGCGCUGAUACAUUCCGUGCCGGUGCCUACGAUCAAAUCAAACAGAAUGCAACGAAGGCAAGAAUACCGUUUUAUGGUAGCUACACAGAAGUCGAUCCCGUUAUCAUUGCCCAGGAUGGUGUUGAUAUGUUCAAAAAAGAAGGUUUCGAAAUGAUUAUUGUGGAUACAAGCGGUCGUCACAAGCAAGAAGAAUCAUUGUUCGAAGAAAUGUUGGCCGUUGCAACUGCCGUUCAGCCAGAUAACAUCAUUUUCGUCAUGGACGCCACAAUCGGUCAGGCUUGUGAAAUUCAAGCACGUGCAUUCAAAGAGAAAGUUGACAUCGGUUCCGUUAUUAUCACAAAAUUAGACGGUCAUGCCAAGGGUGGUGGUGCACUUUCAGCUGUGGCAGCCACAAAAAGUCCAAUCAUUUUCAUUGGAACCGGUGAGCAUAUUGAUGAUUUAGAACCAUUCAAAACGAAACCGUUCAUCAGUAAAUUGCUUGGCAUGGGUGACAUUGAAGGACUUAUCGAUAAAGUCAAUGAAUUAAAAUUGGAUGACAACGAAGAAUUACUCGAAAAAAUCAAACACGGUCAAUUCACAAUUCGCGAUAUGUACGAACAAUUUCAAAAUAUUAUGAAAAUGGGUCCAUUUUCACAAAUCAUGGGAAUGAUACCUGGAUUUUCACAAGAUUUCAUGACAAAAGGUGGCGAAAAAGAAUCAAUGGCUCGCAUUAAACGUUUGAUGACGAUGAUGGAUAGUAUGUCAGAUGGUGAAUUGGACAAUCGUGAUGGUGCAAAAUUAUUUAGUAAAACGCCGAGUCGUGGGGCGCGUGUUGCUCAAGGAUCUGGUGUAACUGAGGCCGAAGUAAAAGAAUUGAUUUCACAGUACACAAAAUUUGCAGCUGUUGUUAAGAAAAUGGGUGGCAUCAAGGGAUUAUUCAAAGGUGGCGAUAUGUCAAAGAACGUGAAUCCAGCGCAAAUGGCAAAAUUGAACCAACAAAUGGCCAAAAUGAUCGAUCCGAGAAUGUUACAACAAAUGGGCGGCAUGAAUGGUUUGAAUUCAAUGUUGAGACAAUUGCAACAAGGAGCUGCUGGAGCGGCUGGUGGUUUGGACAGUUUGAUGGGUGGAUUAGGAUUGGGCGGUGGCAGACAUUAGUUUAAACAAUAUCCAUGUUUUAUUUUCUAUUUUUUUCCGUUUACGUUUAAAUAACAAUAAAAAAAACAUAAAGUAUUCGAAUAAAAAAUUAA
Messenger RNA from Contarinia nasturtii (swede midge), 1825 nucleotides. RefSeq names its product signal recognition particle 54 kDa protein (gene Srp54k). Gene Ontology annotation, cellular component: cytosol; signal recognition particle, endoplasmic reticulum targeting. Bases 195 to 1733 code for a protein of 512 amino acids. Gene Ontology annotation, biological process: SRP-dependent cotranslational protein targeting to membrane, translocation; SRP-dependent cotranslational protein targeting to membrane. The transcript is spliced from 4 exons. The record is from RefSeq and is a predicted model, not a curated record. Gene Ontology annotation, molecular function: GTP binding; GTPase activity; 7S RNA binding. Lineage: Eukaryota; Metazoa; Arthropoda; Insecta; Diptera; Cecidomyiidae.